This is a messenger RNA of Mesorhabditis spiculigera, 2616 nucleotides long. The record is from the annotation of a GenBank genome assembly. Lineage: Eukaryota; Metazoa; Nematoda; Chromadorea; Rhabditida; Rhabditidae.
AUGCCACCCGAGCUGAAUUAUCUCCAGCUUGUCUCCUUUGAAGGAGGAAAUAUUCUGUUGAAUGAGGAUAGCGCCCGGAAGACGUUUGCAAAUGAGAGAUACCGGGACAAAAAGGUCACAUUUGUCAGCAUCAUUGGCCCUUCAAGGAGCGGCAAGAGUUUCUUGGUGGCCUACAUGACCAGCAAACAUGAAAUCCGUGGCCGCUUCAAAAGCGGCUAUGACCGCGACACGGAAGGAAUUCAAAUUUGCGAGCAUCCGAUGGAACUGGAAGAUGGGACUUUCAUGUUUUUUUUGGAUACUCAAGGGACCUUUGACUUGCAAACCGAGCUGUUCGUCGCCGAUUGGAUCAUGGCUUUCAGCUUGCUAAUCGCUGGCAUUCAGAUUAUCAACCUGCGCAUUAACCUUGAUGGUGAUAACUUGCGCAUUGUUCAUCGAGCAGUUGAAACAGCAAAUUUGAUGAAAACUGCUGCGUCCGGCGAGAAGCUGCUAUUUUUGAUUCGUGACGCUGCCUGCCCGGACAUGCCACCUGCAGAAUUUCUGGAGCGCGUUUGGGAAAGUGCCAAGUCCUCCAGCGAACUGACCGAAGCGCAAAAUUCUUUGCGUGCACGCUAUGAAAUUAGCUGCAUUCUAUCUGCAGCCCCGUCGGAAAAUAUACGGUUGAGUAGCGGCGAAGCUACAAUCGGGACGGAAGCCGUUGAUUCUGCCUUCGCCCACAAGCUUGCGGCUGUGAAGGACUACUUGAUUCAAAAUGCCGCCCAUUCCUCUUCCAGACGUUGCACAGAUUGGGGAUACUGGCAGGAAAUCGCAUCCUUUCUCAAGGCCGUGCCACCAAAGUAUGCUAGCCAGUCUGCAGUAACGCAAAAUAUGCGGAUGUGCAAAGUGAUCGAAAGCGCUUUCGCUAGCCUCGACAUGAGUUUCCGGGGAGCCAAUAUGGAAAACUUCAAGGAAAUGUGGGCCUGUUACAAGCGAACUUUGGUUGCCAACAUCAAAAGGCGAAGUCUAGGGGCUCUGGAGGAAGAAACGGUCAAGCAAGCAUUGGCGAAGUUGAAAUUGGAAGGCCAAAAGAAGUACAGACUACUUCAAAACGAAGAAGCAUUGAACAAAAAAGAAGCCGAACGGAGGACAAAAAUCGAAGAAGCUUAUUUGGUCAUUGGAAAACUGAAUAAUUUUGAUGCAGCGAUGAAGUUUUUGCAUGAGCUACCAAAGUAUGCGAAAGAUGACGCAGCUACGGAGGCACGAUUGAAGUCAAUAAUCGAGAAACGGCUGGCCUUCCUGUUGAAUCCCUGGUUAAAUGCAGUGCUACAACAGCAGUGUUGGGCAGUGAAGAACCUCGUAGCUUCGACGGACGUAAUCCUUUUGGAUGAGUUAAAAAAGGACCCCGGAUCGGUCUUGGAAAAGGAAUUCGAGCUUUUUCAACAAAAACUGGCUGAGGCCAGCCGACUGGUGCCCGUGGAAGCUGAUGUUGCGAAUUCGAUGAUCGUUAGGGCCCGGAAAGAAAUCAAGAAGGCCUUCGAAACGGCCGUGAAGGAACGCCAAGAAAUCCUCGAGAAACUGGGCUUGUCUAACCAGCCAGUCAAUCGACCACCUCCCGCUUUGAACAAUAGCACAGUAGAAAGAAGCGAGAACUUUAUUUCCGAAGCAGCGCUUUUGGAACCGGUGGACCCGCAAAGCCCCACAGCCCACCAAGUCGAAGUUCAAGCGGCCCAGGCUGAGGAGCGGCGGCUAAGAAACGAGAAAAAGGAACGGGAGCUCAGGGAUCAACUGGAAAAGGCGGAUAUGGAACGCUUUCUCUUUGAUUGUAAACAAUGUUCCGCGUAUACUCGAUCUGGAGAACACCUGGAGACUUACGACAUAAUCUUCCAGCAGCGUGAAGAAUAUCAAAGACGGGCCGUGAAUAACUUUGCGACAAGCACGGAAAUUAAGUGUUUGAGGCUGCAGUUCCAGACUGCAAUUAGUCUUUUUAUGGUCCUUUGUCGCGAUUAUAACCUUCCGUUCCGCAUCGAACUAUCAUUUCUACGCGAUUUCGAGCAAUAUUGCUGCGUGCACUUUAAGCGCCACUUCAACGAAGACCUGUAUCUUCCAUUUUUUCACAACCUAAACCUGGCAACGAGCGACGGCCGAACACAUUGGUCAUUAAACCCGUUAACUUGGUUUGCAAGCCUUUGGGCGGCAAAUUGCGGGCCGUUAGAAAAUGAGGAUGGCGGGGUCUUGAACUCGACGAUGACGAUCGAUACCGCGAGAAAAUGCAUUGUCGACUCUUGCGUGCUUGGCGGUCAGUUGAAGAAAGAAGAAACUCUUGAAUAUUAUUGGGCGGAAAUUGAUCACUAUGUCAAGAAAUAUCCGGAGCAAUGGUCUUUUGACCAUACCAUCAACUGCAACCGGAACUUCAUGACAUUCUUCUACAAUGUACUGAAGGGUUACACGCCCUCGCCUGAAAACUUUUGGGAACAUCUACAAGCAGCUUCACUGGAGCGCUGGAAGCGCAAGGCCCAAGAGCUAGAUCGGAAUGCUGCAGGAAAUGCAGCUUAUGGCGAAUAUACUCGAGACUUCUUUGCCUAUGUAAAUCGAUACUUCCCGAAACAAGAUACACAAAAGGGAUCCUCGUCCACUCACUUA